GGACGGUGGCUGAGGCGGAGGGCGAGGUGGUUGAGUGGAGUGGUGGGCGGCGUCUGGCAGCGCUGCACGUCCGCCAUAUUGCAUCACUGCCACCUUGUUAUUUACUGAGCCAGCCUCGCCCGUGACGGCUGCACAUUACUACUGAGGCCGUGUUACUGCACACUGAGGCACCGAGGGAGGCGAGGAGGUCCGGCCAUUGCUUCUCUGUGGUUCCUGGCUCGCCUAGCAGUGUGAGCAGCAGGAGUGACCCAGCUGCUACCACUACUACCCACUAGUGCUGCAUUCAUGAUAGAGACGGAGGAGGGCGACAGGCAAGAGGCGGCCCUGGCGGCACCCAUGGCGGCCAGCCCAGCCCUGCGAGUCGCCACACCUCCUGAGGAUGAGGAGGGCCAGUUUGAGGCGGGUGUGGGGCGCAGUAUCACCGUGGAGCUGCUAGCCACCUGGAACACACAGCUGCGGCGGGAGGCAACUGCGCGCUGUCCUGUGGCAGGCUGUGGCAUCACCUUCCACAGUGCCCCACAGAUACAAAGCCACUAUGUCACCUGCUCUGGGAAAUAUGAUGGUCCAGUGGUGCGAUGUGAGGAGUGCCAAGCUAGAGUGCCAGCAUCUCUCAUGGUGCAACACAACAAGGUCGUGCACCAGCGGCACCCCCUUACCCCUGCUGACCCCGACAGAGGCACCACUGGGUCACGAUUUGGUCAGAGAAGCAGAGGUCAGGUCGCUCUCUCCCAGCGCCUUCUAGAUGUGUGUGUAGGGAUGUACAGUGUUGACAUCUUGCCUCCUACAGCCGGUCCUCCAGCAGCCCUCAGCCCUCCGCCUUGCAGCAGCAGUUUCUUGGGGAGCGUGGUGGGCGGGACAGCUGGAGCCAGCCUCCAGCGCCCGCCUCACACCCAGAGGCACUCCCGGGGCAGCCUGGCGGGGGAGGAGGUGCCAGCCUUCAUGAGGAUAGAGGAGGAAAGGGGGGCUGGCCUUCUGCUGGGGCCCACCGACCCCCACAGCAGUGGCGGGACGGGGCGGGGGCAGGCCACAUCCCGGUCACCUUACUGCCAGCCUGCCCGCCAGCCCUGCCCCACUGCCUGCCUGCAGCCGUCCCCCUCCUGGGCACGGCGCCGUCACCUGGACCACCACCACCACCACCUGCACCACCACCACCACAGUCCAGCCCUUGCCACACAUUCAGCGGGGCGGCGGGCACGGCGGGGCUCAUCCUGCGGGCCGGGCUGCCCCGGGGAGGAGGAAGCAGGUCGACACUCUCGCUCCCCAGAGUCCCCCUGCCUGCCCUCCCCUGCCGGCCAUGCCUGGCCUGCCCCACUGGCUGAGCGGCCCUACAGCCCGGCGGUCCAGAGGGAGGCAUUGGGGGGCUGGGGGGCUGGCAGUCCUGGUGUGGGGGUUGAGGCAGGGUGGGAUGAGGAGGAGCAGUACAGUGCCAAGCGGCGGCAGCUGGCGGUGCGGGCGGAGCAGCUGCAGCGGGCAGAGGAGUUGGUGAAACAGCAGGAGGAGGAAGCACAGCAGCGGACAUGGCUGGCUCUGCAGCAGCAGGAGAUGUUGCUGCGGGAGAAGGAGGAGGCGCUCAAGAUGCGUGAGGCGGCAGCCCAGAGGAAGCUGGAGCUGGCGCGCCUCAUGGAGGAGUCCAGGAUGAUGCGGGGCUCCACACGCCACACCGGGGACUCCACUGCCUCGCCACUCUAUUGCCCCCGGCCACCACCCUGCCCUGAGGACUCACCCCACCAGGAGGCACUCAGAAACCCCACCUGCCGCUGGCCAGAUGCUGCCCCACACCACAAUGGCACUAUCCACAAUGGCUGCCAGGAUGGCCAGGCUGGGGCAGAGCGGGGCAGGGUCUGCCUCCAAGGCCAUGACAAGGUGGAGGACCAGUGCCCCAGGGAGGCCUCGCCCCGCCAGCAGUGGAGGCCAGGGGAGGGCCACCCACCCUCCCCCCGGGCUAUCAUCCCCACCGCCCCCACACAGACAGAGCCAGGUGUGAUGGCCACCACCACUACCACACCCACCAGCCAUCUCUCUGAGACCAGGCAGGGCAAGGAGGUUCCCCGGGGGCAGGAGGAGAGCCCGCCCCGCCUGCCGACCCCCCGAGUGGUGCGCACCUACUCCCGCACCAGCCGACCCCGCCCUCUGUCUGACACCAGCCAGCCACCCCCUGCCAGCCACGUGGGGCAGAACACAAGCAACACCCAUGGGGAGACUGUGGUGAACCAGGGGUCCAGCAUCACCAUCACCCCGCUGCCCCGGCCCCCAUCCCGGCCCCGCAGACCCUACAGUGCCUUGCCCACGCUGCAAACCACCAGCCUCCCCCAGGCUCCCACUGCCUCCCCCAGCCUCACUGUUUCCCUGGCCUCACCCUCCCCCAGCCCUGCAGUGACUGCCCCCUCCCCGGCCAGCACUUCCCCACCCCGGGAGUUGGCCCCCAGGCAGCUGUCCUUCAUGCCGCCCCUCAGUCUGGGGUCGCAGCAGUUCACCAUCAAGUACGUAGGGGCCUUCAAGCCCACUCCCACUACUCCCUCCACACGCGUCAAGGCCACCCCCUCCCCACCCAGACUGUCCGAGGCCUUCUGCAAGCCGGGGCGGGAGGUGGUGGCCCCCAAGGUGACCAUCCUGCCCCGGACCACACCAGCCACCCCCACCACUCUGCCCCACACUGACAAGGGCAUGCAAGCCACACAGGUAGGCUGGCCACAGAGCGUAACAGCCACCAACAGCCCUGCUCCCCUGCUGGCUGCCCCACCACCACACUCACUGCCCUUCACCACCCACACCACCGUGCAUGUGGACCCUGCCGACUCAUCCACCCUGCAGAUACACGUGGACUCUCCCUUUCACCCUCCACAGCCCUGCCACACCCACCUCACCACCACUACCACACCAGACACCACCAUUCCUCAGGCCACCACAGCAGCCUCCACUAUCACCACCACACCCCCACACACCCAGUCAAGCAGUGAGGAUGAAGUACACAACGUCACCCAACCACAGCACCCAGAGGACACCCAAGCUUUCACAGAUAUUCAGGUGCAGCAUCUGGAGGUGGACACAGCAGAAGGGACAGCAGAGGACACAGGAAAGGACACAGCAGAGGAACCAUACCCACCCCAGAUUCCACAGGACAUCAUGAAGGAAUCUACCAGCUUUGAAGGGGAGUUUGACCCCAGCACAUUCCCCUGCAGCAGCCCAGCCCUCAUGCAGUCCUUCCUUAGUGAUGCUGUUGCCUUCCAUGCCUCCAUUUCUUCACCUAGUACCCUGCAGGACCCCCACAAGGAUGCCACCCUCCUGUACCAAUCCCAUAGCAAUAUAGAUGAGCAAACACUGAAGGAUACACAGGAUAUGCAGGAUACUCUCUCUCCUACACUACCUGCAGACAAGACCAUGAUUACAGACCCACCUGAAGGCACUGUAGGGAUGGAACACUACUUGGUGCCUCCACGUUGCCUGCAGGAAGGAACACUCAAAACAUAGACAGGUUCCUUCUCUCCUGUAGGGCCCACACAGGAUAUCCUCAGCCACACUGGUACACAAGGAGAUGCACAGAUGGAGGUGAUGGGAGGGGCAGAGAUGGAGGAGUCAUUCAUUCAUACACAGCCCUUGCAUUGCUCUACCAGUCCGGAAGAUCAAGUGGAGUGUCUAGCGGAGGACGAUCUCUCUUACCCUGAGGAUGUGGAGAUGGAGGAGGUGGACAUUAGGGAUGAUGAUGAGGAACCUGCCAACACCAGCAGUCUGUUCAUUGCCAACCCUGCACAGGCGGAAGGGGGGGUGGAAGGCAGCAGCAUCUUAUCGACUCCACCACAGACACACAAGGUGGAGGAAAAUGUCUUAACCAGUGCAAUAGAGGCAGAGGUGGAGGAAAGUCUCUCCACCUUACCACAGAGGGAGGUGGAGGUGGAAGUGGAGGGCAACAGUGUCUUCUCCGCACUACAGACAGCAACAAACAAUGAUAUUUCCUCUUAUAAUGCUCCCGGUGAGAUAGAAACACCCACACACACACUUGCAGAAGACACAGGGACAUACACACACACACCUGCAGAAGAAAUAAGGAUGCCCAUACACACACACACACCUGCAGAAGACACAGGCACAUAUACACACACACCUGCAGAAGAGACAGAAACACACAUACACACACCUGUAGAACCUGCAGAAGAGACAGGGACAUACAUGCACACACCUGCAGAAGAGACAGAAACACAUAUAUACACACCUGCAGAAGAGACUGAAACACACAUACACAUACACACACCUGCAGAAGAGACAGGAACACACCACAGUGACAUCUUUUGUGACAACACAGUGGAGGCAGGAGAGGAGGCCAUAGAGAGUGGCUUCCCUGACACAGCUGAAGAUGUGGAGGGUGUGGACCAGCUGGGGUGUGACUGGGGAGUGCCACAAGCUGAAGGGGAUGCACUGGAGAGUGAAGGAGAGCCGGGCAGUGAGGAUGCCAUGCCAGGAAAUGAAGCGUCUGAGGAAAUAUUGACAAAUACUGACCUUGUACUGUCACCAGGGUCAGGUCACUAUCACCAAGUAGAGGAAGAAGUGGCACAGGCUGGAGUUAUGGAUACACAGUUGCCAGAGAUGCCCCAACAGUGCCAGAGUGACAGCACAGUCCCUCCAGAGCUGAACCAGUCUUUAGAGGAUGCCAGCCAGGGUGCCAAGGAGAGUAAUGGCAUGCCCAUCACCACACCAUGGCACUCAAGUGAACCCACACCUGCAGAGGGCCACAGUGCCACAAUGCCAGUGACCCAGAAAGGCCACACAACUCCUGAGUGUGAGCCCGUGACCCUGGAGCCUGAGGAAAUGGAAACUGUUGUGUGUGGCGGGGCACAGCGGGGAAAGAGGGGGAGGGGGCGGGGUAGAGCCAAAGUCCGGGGCCAGACAAGGUGGACCAGGAGGCGGAACACAGGCAGAACCAAACCAGGUCAAGUGGAUGAUGCUGAUCUGACCUCUGAGGACCCACAUGUGGCAUUGACCCUGUGUGUGACCCCGGGCAGUGACGGCAAGGCAUCAGAACGCCCUGCCACAGAACCCCAAGUGGCAGCGUCUCCACCACAAGACACGACCGUCUCCACCUUGGAUAUGGAGGCAGCCACACCCCCCCCACCCGAUACAGAGGUGGAGGAGGCGGUGGAGCACGUGUCUCGAGGUGGCCGCAAAGUGAAACUGAAGGACUGGUGGACGGGAGUGGUGAGCGAGGCCACCAGUCCACGCACCAAGACCACUGCCAGGUCACCCAUCACCUCACCAGCCAGGUCACCAAUCAGAUCACCAGGUCCCAAGAAACCCAGGGUGAAGAGAAGCCCAGCAGAAGCCAGCGAGACACCCCAGCCCAAGAGGAGGUGUGAAGAGGCACCCAUGCUGACUGACAUGCUCACCACCACUGCCAUCACUACCCCUGUCAUCACUACCCCUGUCAUCACUACCCCUGCCACCACCACCCCUGCCACCACCACCCCUGCCACCACCACACCUGCCACCACCACACCUGCCACCACCACACCUGCCACUACCACCCCUGCCAUCACCACCCCUGUAAUCACUACCCCUGCCACCACCACUGCCAUCACCAUCCCCGCCACCACCACACCUGCCAUCACCACCCCUGCCAUCACCACCCCUGCCAUCACCAUACCUACCACCACCACACCUGUCCCCCCACCCCACAAGGCAGCAGAGGGGUCCCACACCCCCACCCCAGAGGUUCCCGUUAAGCGGCGGCGGGGUCGGCAACCCAAGAGUCAGCGUCCUUUGCGUGAUUACAAGCCAAGCCGGCAGGAAAAGUUUGAGGACGUGGAGUGUGGCAAGUGUGGCGAGAUGUGCUUCUCCCAGGCACACUUCCUCUCCCACGCCCGGCGAACGCACAAUGGCCUGGCCCGGCCCCGCGGGGCCAGCCAGGAGUUCACUGCAGCUGAGACAGAGAUCCUGGUGGACACCAUGCGUGCAGUGCGGCAGUUGCGGUGCGAGGUGUGUGGUGGCAUCUUCCGCUCCGUACUGGGCCACCGCAUGCACUCCCUGGCCUGCGGUGUGGACCCCAGCCAGCUGAACAAAACCUGCCACGUGUGUCACCGCCGCAUCCGCUAUUACUACCUGGAGGCACACCUCAGGAAGCACGACUCCAAGGCCGCCAGGAAGCCCAAGGAGUCGGCCACACCCAAGGACCGGGAGCGUGGCAGCAGGAAGGCCGCCCUCAACUGCAACAUGCGGCUGCAGGCUUGGCGCCACACCCGCGGUGAGGACGGCGGCAGUGACAGUGGCUCAGACCAGGGCGACGACUUCCGCCAGGAGCUGAGGCUGGCGCACUACUACACCCGCCCUGACCUCACCCUGCCCCACACACUGCUGGACACCUGGGAGGCUACCCUGGAGGAGGGGGCAGGGGCAACCUGCCACCACCAGGGGUGUGACCACUCCUCUGACAGCGUGGCUGAGGCACGGCAACACCACUGGUUGUGUCCACAGGCAGGCCACUCCCUGGAGUACUCCUGCAAACUGUGUGCCUUCACUUGUGGCCAGGAGGCAGACAUGGAGGACCACCUCACCUCCACACACAUUGCUGAGGUGGGGGGGGAGCCUGACAGCGAGUCAGAUGAGUCAGACGAGGAAUGGGGGGAGCGGCUGGGUGGCCAGCGGUCUAGUGGCCUGAGGCGGUACAGCAGGGACCUGCUGGUGCCCUUCCUGCCGGCCCUGCGCUGGACACACGACUUCCUGGCCGACAACACCAGCAACUCGCUCUACCCAGAGCACUGGCCAGCCCACAAGGAGUGGCAGGCCCUGGCCCCAGGCACUGCAGCGCUCUACCUCCCCGCCAUCGCUGCCAGCCCAAGGUUUAGGGUGCAGGUGGUGGGCCAGCAGGCAGCAGCAACAGCGACAGUGGCAAAUGGGGACUCGGUGAGCCAAGGUGAGUGGCAGGAGCUGGGCCGCUUCGACAGCAUGUUGGCUGGCCAGGGCAGUGCCAUGUUCUGUGGGGGGCCAGUGACAGCUUCAGCCUGGUGCCCUGAGUACCCGCCGGCCUCCCUGCACUCCAGCAUGCAGCACCUGGCCCUGGCCACACUCCCAUGCCCAGACAUGAAGCACCAGAUCUGCCAUUCCUACUCCCACAGGGGUCUCAUCCAGCUGUGGGGUUGCCCAGGGCCAACCACCAGUGAGCCCCCCACCCCCUGCUUCCUGCUGGGGCUGGCCCAUCAGCAUGGCACAGUCUGGUCACUGGCCUGGUGCCCCUCAGGUUCAGAGGAAGCAACGCUGCCUGGCUUGGUGGACUCCCCUUUGCCACGCCUGGGUCUGCUGGCUGCCGCCUGCUCUGACGGCACGGUGCAGGUGUAUGCUGUGCCGCGCCCUGAGGCACUGCUGGAACGGGGUGCAGUGUACAAGCCAUCAGCCAGCUUGGCACUGGUGCCAGGGCGUGGCGAGGGCCGGGAGGUGCAAUGCCUUAAGGUGGACUGGUGCCGGGCCAAGGGGCACCACCUGGUGGCCGGGGCACUGUCCUCUGGUGUGGUGUGUGUGUGGGACCUGACCACCACCUCUCCAUUCCUGCGGCUGCAGGGGGGGUCUGUGGUGGUGCCCUUCAGGAGCUUCCACGCCCACAACGGGGUGUGCACCACAGUGGCCUUCUGCCCCACCACAGGCGGCAGAAACCUGCUGUCCGGCGGCAACGACCGCACCUACAAGUUCUGGGACCUGGAGCGCCCUGAGCUGCCCCUGAGUGUGGUACGCAAGGGCCUGGUACUGGAUUCCCUGUGGCUGCUGCACUGGGCGGGCUGCUUCCUGGCCUUUGACGACGUGUACGGCUUGGCCAGCACCAACACCUGCUUCAAGGAGAGCGGCUUCUUUGGCAUCCCAUCACGCAACGUGCUGUCGGCCAACGCGGCUGUUUGGGCGCUGGCCGGCUCGGACUGGCUCAACUCGGUGGCCCAGGGUGACUCUGCCGGCGAGGUGACCCUGACAGUGCAGCAGCAGCUCUUCAGGAAUUAUGAGAAUGAAAAGUUUCCCUCAAAGCGCAAGGUGCCGGUGAUGUGUGCCCGCCUGCAGGCGCUGGACGCUGCCACCCCUGUAUCCUUCAACAGCGGCCGCAUCAUCCAUCGCUCCCGCCAUGAGCCGCAGGCAGCCAAGGCCAAGUCUGCAGACCAGCAGAGGGAGCAGAACGAGCAAGAGGAGGAGGACUGUCUGGGCCAGAACCUGUACCGGAAGUUCCCGCAGACGUACCAGGAAACGGUGGACACGCAUGGCCUGGUGUUUAAGGAGCAGAACGUGGCAAACUUCUGCAGCAUCCCUAGGGAAGAGCUGCUAGAGCGAUGGCGCAACGAGUGUAUGGAGGCCAGCGCAAUCACCUGCUACCCCAUGAUGGCUGUCACCUCCUUGGCCUGGAACAACAACCUGGGUGCACACACCUGGAUCGCCGUGGCCACCCAGUCCGGCCUGGUGCGCUUGGUGAGGGUGGAGGGGAUGCACAACGCUGCCAUGGACUCCUUCAUCAAUGACAACUUCACCGUGCGGAGAUGA
Molecule: messenger RNA, 8496 nt
Organism: Portunus trituberculatus (swimming crab)
Lineage: Eukaryota; Metazoa; Arthropoda; Malacostraca; Decapoda; Portunidae
Biological process (GO): transcription by RNA polymerase III
Cellular component (GO): transcription factor TFIIIC complex
Molecular function (GO): protein binding
Source: RefSeq, a predicted model, not a curated record